This is a messenger RNA of Galleria mellonella (greater wax moth), 1449 nucleotides long. RefSeq names its product glycolipid transfer protein-like. The transcript has 5 exons. Gene Ontology annotation, cellular component: membrane; cytosol; cytoplasm. The record is from RefSeq and is a predicted model, not a curated record. Gene Ontology annotation, biological process: intermembrane lipid transfer; ceramide transport. NCBI's taxonomy places the organism in Eukaryota, Metazoa, Arthropoda, Insecta, Lepidoptera, Pyralidae. Bases 2 to 628 code for a protein of 208 amino acids. Gene Ontology annotation, molecular function: ceramide 1-phosphate transfer activity; ceramide 1-phosphate binding.
AAUGGCUAAUGCUUCUACACAAAUAGCGAGUGAAAAUGUUUUCUACGAUAUUAUAAAACCAUUUCCGCCCGUUAUAGAUGGAAAAAUAAACGUAGUAAAAUUCUUAGAGUCGGCAUCAGAUUUAGUGACUUUAGUAGAACGUCUAGGCAAAACAUAUGCCCCAGUCAAAUAUGAUAUGCAAGGAAAUAUAGAUAAAAUAAAAAAAGCAUGUGUGUUUGAUAAGACAUCAUGUUUACUUGAGUUAAUGCUUGAUGAGAUUGGUAGAGGAAAAACAGUAGCUACUGAGAGCAUAUUGUGGCUAAACAGAGCAUUAUUAUUUUUUGAGCUGAUUUUUCAAGAAAUAAUUAGACAUUUAAAAUCAAACCACUAUGAUGUAAAUAUGAAUAAAAUAUUCUUAGUGGCUUAUGAAGGAUCAGUUAAAAAAUACCACAACUGGAUCACUCAACAAAUAUUUGCAUUUAUUUGCAAGAUGUCACCUACACUUCCCCAGAUCUUGAAGUCGCUAGAUGUUGAUGAUGUUAAAUCUUUUGAAACUAAGUUAUUACAUUUUAAUAUAACACUACAUUUAGUUAGAUGUAAAAUUGACAACUUUUUCAAAGACAACAAUAUGUUUGAUGAAGUCAGAUAAAUCUUCAAAAUAUUUAUUUUAAGACCAAGAAAAAGUAGAUAGAAAAAAGUAUUGAUCAUUGUAGUGAGAAGCUAAAUUAUAUGUAGUAUAUAAUUCAGGAAUUGUUAUCAUAAUUUUGUUAACAUGUGAAAUAAUCAAUAAGGACUUGAAACAAGCUAUUUAAAUUAAUGUAACAAAUAUGAUUUAUUUAUUACAAAUUGUGCAAUUUCUUUUAAAAUAUUGUAAGACUGUAAAUGAAAAAGAUUCAAAAAUAAUUCUCAUCCAAACAAAUACCUAAGAAAGUAUUGCUACAAGAGGCUGUAAUUAAAACAAAUAUUAUUAUAUAAUGUUUACCUACUAAAAAUCAUUAGUUUCAUUAAUAAUAUGAAUUUUUGUAAUGUAUAUCUGUGGGCUGUAUAUCAUCAUAUGGCUUAUUUUUGUGUUUAAAAUGAGAUAUUAUGUUGCAAUUAGUCAAUGUUAAAUGUACAGUGCCUUGAAGUGUGCUUGCGAGGCAAAGUAGGUAUUGAUAAUAAUUUUAAUUCACUAUAAAACACUCAGUAUUAAAAUAUUUUUAGAAAUUAUAUUUGAUACCAAUAAUAAAUCUUAAUUUGAUGUAAUGAAAGUAUUAAUUAAGAUCAGAUAUAACUAUGUUUUGAAGAAAGAAAUAUAGGAAUUUAUAGUUAAUAAAACCUUGGUUAUUUUAACACAUGGAUUUUUGUUUCAUACAAAUGCACUUUCCAUUGAAUCAUUGUGAUUUUGUGAUACAUGCCUUAUUCAUCGAAACUCAAACUAUUAUUUAACAUUAAAUGUUGUAUAACAACACAAUAAAUAAUUCCAUUAUA